Messenger RNA from Linepithema humile (Argentine ant), 5270 nucleotides. Its product is annotated as anoctamin-4. NCBI's taxonomy places the organism in Eukaryota, Metazoa, Arthropoda, Insecta, Hymenoptera, Formicidae. Gene Ontology annotation, biological process: chloride transmembrane transport. Gene Ontology annotation, molecular function: chloride channel activity; protein dimerization activity. The record is from RefSeq and is a predicted model, not a curated record. Gene Ontology annotation, cellular component: plasma membrane.
UAUUUUUAGUUUCGCUAUUCAUGUUUCGCGCAUAACGAGAUAAAGAAUGCUCUAUUCGCUUUUAUAUCAUUUGCGAUCUGUCUGUUUCAAGUUCAGGCUGAAAGAAGAAAUAUCGCGUUUAACACAACAUAUGUAACAUAUGUUGUGUUCGUCGAGUAACCAUAGCAAUUUCGAAAGCCUCGACAUUCCGCUGCUCGGUGCUUCCAACCCCUCAAACGGGGUGAAAUCUUCACCCCCUGCGCGAAGGUAAUGCACACAGACACGUACGCCCGCGCGAAAUGUGUACAACCACAUAAACAAGGGACAUUAAUAGGACGAUACGUGUAUGAUAUAUAAGUAUUGCCUUGCUAUCUACCGGUCAGUAUAUGUCACGUCGCUGUCGCGGAAAAGCUACCGAUUCGAUUGAGAACAAUUCGUUCGUACGAACAUUUUCCGACAAUUGAACACGAUAAAAACUAUUAAUAAGCUACAAACACGUGAAUCGCAUCGUUCCAUCUCGCUUUCUUCGCUUCAUUUCAUGCCUGGAUCUUUCGUCCAUAGUCUAUCGACCGGUGACGAUUUAAAGAAGAAAGGAUGAGCAGUCUUCGUAUGAAAUAAUUUUAACAAACAUUUAGAAAUAUUACGAAAAAGCACAAAAGUGUUGAAGAAUCAAACUGAUGAAUAAAAGCAAACAUAAGCAGAUUGCGAGUGACAACGCACAGAUAAUCGAUUUAACUGUGAAUCCUGAAGGAUUGACAAAUGUACUUCGGAACGCCCUGCGAAAUCCAAACUCCGCUCUGACGAUUCAGCAUCAUGCUACGUUGCGCAAAUAUACGCACGAGACGAUUAAAUGGGCGGGUUAAAGUAUCACUUGCAAAGUGUCCUCUCCCGCAUCUACGUCUUCUCCUGUGCUUAAGGGUGUUUUGAGCGCACGACUCUCUGACCACCGGCGCGCUUUUGUGAGCGGAGUCGAGCUGCGGCUCCAUUCAUAAUUGAACGACCGCCGCAACCAACUGUCGAGGCCGCUACCGCCACUAUCCGAGCCAUCAACACUGAUCGAUGCUCGUUUUUUCGCGAUUAACUAUCAGACGCGAUCAAGAAAGCUCAUCCGCGAACUGUCCGGCAGCGCGCGCGCGACGCACAUUCGUACGACGUCACGAAAUCAUCGCGCUACGCUCGAAAUGAUUCUUCCGCGUGGCAGAGAACUCUUCAACCUCCUGUUGCGUGUGACAGCCGACGAGUAAUCGUCGCAUGGAAAUUCGUUGUUUCCGGAGAGAAAGAUGUUAUCGGAUCGGCCGACGUUCCGAGCACUAUCCGUCAUGAGUCUUCCGGACGUACUUUGUGUGAGCGCGCCUUGAAAGAGACUCGAAGCUCGGCAUGGAUGAUAACAAGCUGCAAGUAGACGAUGACAGCCAGGUAUACUUAGCACCGUUCCAAAAAUCGGUUUUGCAUCCCGCGCAUGUGAGAAUAUUUCUCAUACCCGACCGCGAACGGAGGCCCAGCAGCUGGAACGCGUUUCCUCAUCCUGACGACAACAGCCCGGUCGAGCAUCAUAUCAACGAGUCGAGCGGGAACCUUUCCUCCCGCGUGUCCUCCGUCAAGUCGACGCCGACGAAGGUGGGCCGCGCGCCGAAAUCACCGGAGCUGAUCGGCUCGAUCUGCCGGAGCAAGGAGAUCAUUUACGAGCCGGACAAAAACGGCCUGAUCGGUGGAACGCCCAGCGUCAAGAGAAGACUCUCGAGGUCCAGCGUAUACCCGUCCGGGACGAACCUGAUCGCACAGGAUGCGUUUGGUCCUAAGCUCACAAUGCCCGCCACGCCGGAAAUCAACCACCCCUCGCUACCGGAUACGCCAGUUUCGCUGGAUUUCGUCGAGGCUACUGGGGAUUCGUUGCCGUCGAAGGAGACCGAAGGGAUCGAUCCCGAUAUACUUUAUUUCCGCGACGGUCAUCGAAGAAUCGACAUGGUAUUGGUCUAUCAGGAGGAGAACGAGGGGGUCAUGACUGAGAUAGAAGCUCGUCGGCGGGAGCAAAGACGAGUUUUUCAGCAGAAUCUUUUGAAAGAGGGCCUGCAAUUGGAAUUAGAGCCGAAGGAAAAUUCGUUCGAUGGAAAAACGUAUUUCUUUAAGUUGCACAUACCUUGGAAAAUCAAAGUGCAAUAUGCCGAAGUAAUGGGGCUGAAAUUACCUACGAAAAAAUUCAAAACGAUCCCUGUGCAAACCUGGGAUACAGACGGUGCCAAAGAAAUGUCAAAGUUCUACGAGAGAUGGACGCGAUGGACCAAGUGGAUAUACAAACUACAUUUGUGGGAUACAACGAAACAUCCGCAGGAACCGAAUUUUUAUCACUACAUAGAUUCCAGUGAUCGCGAGGAGAGGUUCAUCAUUAAGGAAAGGGACAAUGCCUACACGCCUGCUCAGAGAUCAUUGAUAGUGAUGCAAAUAUUAUUACGGGCGAGGUAUGAUGAGACUCACGAAAAGUCCGGUAUUCGCAGACUUUUAGCAGACGGAACAUAUCUCGACUGUUUCCCUUUGCACGAAGGUCCCUACAACAAGCCCAUGCGCAGCGGAGAAAUUCUUGAUAGACAUUUAUUGUAUUUAAUAUGGGCAAGACCCGGGAUGUGGUACAAAAAACAACCACUAUGGUUAAUAAGACGAUACUUCGGUGAGAAGGUUGCUCUUUAUUUCGCCUGGCUGGGAUUUUACACGAAAGCUUUAUAUCCGCCGGCAGUAGUGGGACUUUUAUGCUUUAUUUAUGGCCUUGGUAGCAUGGACGGCGAAGACAAUAUCCCCAGCAAGGAAAUUUGCGAUAAUACUGUAGCUGGAAAUAUCACUCUAUGUCCUCUUUGUGACAAAGCGUGCACCUAUCAAAGACUCGGUGAUUCCUGUAUAUUCUCAAAAUUGACGUACUUAUUCGACAAUCCCGCGACUGUCUUCUUCGCCAUUUUUAUGUCUUUCUGGGCUACCACAUUUCUCGAACUCUGGAAACGGCGCCAGGCCGUAAUUGUCUGGGAAUGGGAUCUUCAAAAUGCUGAUUACGAUGAAGAGCCCAGACCUGAAUUCGAGACGUCUGUUAAAACGUUUCGAACCAAUCCUGUAACAAAGGAAAAAGAACCGUAUUUGCCCAUAUGGUCCAAAGCCAUACGAUACCUCGCUACCGGCUCGAUGGUCUUUUUCAUGAUAUGCGUAGUCCUCGGCGCAGUUUUAGGGACAAUCGUAUACCGCAUCUCGCUAGUCGCCGUCUUUUAUGGCGGAGGUGGCUCUUUCCUGCAAAGACACGCAAAGAUAUUCACUUCCAUGACUGCCGCCCUUAUCAACUUGGUGAUAAUAAUGAUUCUCACGCGAAUAUAUCAUCGACUGGCACGGUGGAUGGUCAAUAUGGAGAAUCCGAGGACGCAGACGGAAUACGAGGCUAGCUAUACGUUCAAGAUCUUUUUAUUCGAGUUUGUCAACUUUUACUCCUCCUUAAUUUACAUUGCGUUCUUCAAGGGAAGAUUUUUCGUCCAUCCCGGCGACGCGGAUGCGAGAGUCUCGGAUUUUUAUCGCAUCAAGACGGAUGUAUGCGAUCCCGCCGGUUGCCUCUCGGAGGUCUGUAUUCAGCUCGCGAUCAUUAUGGUCGGCAAGCAAUGCUUCAAUAACUUUGUCGAGAUCUUGUCGCCAAAAUUAUGGAAUUGGUGGCGCAAGAGAACACAGGUCGCGGCGACGAAGAACCACGAUCGAAGGUACACCUGCUGGGAAAAGGAUUAUCAAUUGCAGGACCCGGGAAGAUUAGCCUUGUUCGACGAAUAUUUAGAGAUGAUUCUGCAGUACGGAUUCGUGACGUUGUUUGUGGCGGCGUUUCCACUGGCGCCUUUAUUCGCUUUAUUAAAUAACAUCGCUGAGAUAAGACUGGACGCUUACAAAAUGGUAAAAGAAGCCCGAAGACCGUUGGCCGAGCGUGUAGAGGAUAUUGGAGCUUGGUUUGGCAUUCUUAGGGGUGUCACAUAUGUGGCUGUGGUGUCCAAUGCCUUCGUUAUCGCGUACACAUCCGAUUUUAUUCCACGAAGCGUGUACGCGUUCGUUUACUCGCCCACCGAAAAUCUGGUGGGUUAUAUCGACAGCUCCUUGUCAGAAUUCAAUACUUCCGAUUAUCGCGACGAUAUGAAGAGCCUCGUGGAGGAUGAACAUCCGGAGACAUGUCAAUAUCGGGGCUACAGAAACGGCCCGGACCACUUUGAUCCCUACGGGCUCAGUCCGCAAUACUGGCACGUUUUCGCCGCUCGUUUAGCAUUUGUUGUUGUCUUCGAGCACGUUGUUUUUGCACUUACCGGUAUUAUGAGUUACGUGAUACCGGCUGUACCGCAUUCUCUGUCGACGCAGCAGCAACGCGAGCGACUGAUCGCUCAGGAGGAAAAAUACGAGAAGGAAAUAAGAGGCAAAGAGGACGAGGAUGAUUUACUUUCGGUUCUGCGGGAGGCUGGAAGCAUCGGCAGAGGCAGCUGGGCUAGGCGAUUUAGCAAAUUGAGCGAUGUUGUAGACACUGGUCACGCCGACGGUGUCAUCAGGCAUAGCCGGCGCAGCGACAGCUCCACAGUAUGGGAAGUCCCAUAAUCGAGCGUCGUCUCUGUCAUAUACAUUCCAAAAUCAUUAAACUCGACUAUAUAUUGGAAAAUAAUGAAAGGAAAAAGGAAAAGAAUAAAGUCAGAUGGUAUGUUGUCUAUCCGCUGUAUCCAAAUGAUUUAUAUAACUCAAAUUCUGCAAACUCGCUCUCGCACACCUUCCUCGCAUCCUCCUUAUUAUCACGCUGCGCUGCGAAGGAAUACAGAUAUGAGGUGAGAAUUGUUACACACACACACACACAAGUGCUACAGAAUAUUACUUUUUUAUUUUACAUAAUGCCAUAUUUCUUUUCCUAGAAAUUAUUUUUACAAUCGCUAUUAUAAAGAAUAUAUUUAUAGUAAUAUACAUUAUAGUAAUGUAUUCUCCCUUUCACUUGCUCACACCACACACACACACACACGCGCGCGCACACACACACAUUCUCUCUCUCUCCCUCUCUUCUUUUCUCUCUCUCACAUACACAGCAUACUUAUACGUAGUCCUUUGUUGGUAUUGAUACCACUUAUAUGCGUGUACUUAUUCGUAAAUUCAUUUCAAUACACAUCACUUUCUUACGUCUGCUACAUUAAAAUCUAAACGUCUAAUUACAUUAACGCAUUUUUUAUAUUCAAACUAUAUCACAGUUGUGUUUGGGGGAGACACGGGGAUUUAAGAAAAGGAAGGAAGCCAUUCAGGUAACUGAAAUUGAGCAUAGU